AUGCCUCUUGGUUUAGAAAUGGAAUGGAAGUCGAGUAUGAAAGAAAGUGACUGGUUCCUGAAGAAGCCGUGCAGGAAGGCUGCGGACAGGUGUCUCGACUUCAACACCUGCGGAUUAACAGCAGCAACCGCGAAGGAAGCAGACUUGGAGGAACUGGACAUUUCCUGGAAUGAUUUUGUCAGCGGGACCCUCCACUUGUUCACUGAGCAAAUGCAUCUGGUCAGCAAGCUGAAAGUCCUCAGGCUGCGUGGCUGCGGAAUCACCACUGAGGAUGUUCAAACUCUGGGAGCCGCUCUUGAAAUGAUACCUGCACUUGAAGAAUUGAGUUUAUCCUGGAACAGCAACGUGGGAGGAAAGUUGCCUCAGGUUCUCCAUACAUUCCGAAAAGGGAGCAAGAUUCGAACACUUGAACUUGCGGACUGUGCCCUCACGUCACAGGAUGCGGAGUUUGUGGGUCACUUGCUACCUAAGCUGCAGAGACUCGAAGUAUUUGAUCUUUCCAUUAACAGAAACAUUGGCAGUAGUCUAGACAUCAUAGCACAAGGAUUAAAAAGUACCUCAGGCCUGAAGGUAUUGAAGUUGCAUUCCUGUGGAUUAUCCCCAAAGAGUGUCAGAAUAUUGGAUGGUGCCUUUGCAUCCUUGGAUGUGCUGAGGACACUGGAUCUCUCCGGCAACAAGGAGCUGGGCGGAGGCUUUGAAGAAGUGCCUGCUCAGCUGGCCUUACUGGAGCAUCUAGAAAUCCUAGAUCUUCACCAGUGCUCACUCACAGCCCAUGAUGUGGAAUCACUGACUCAGAUAAUCCCUUUGCUCUCAAACCUUCAAGAGCUGGAUUUGUCAUCCAACAGAAAGGUGGGCGGCUCUUCUGAAAACCUACUCAGCAGGCUCCGAUUUUUACCGGCACUGAAGUCAUUACUGAUCAAUGGUUGUGCUUUGGAAAGUGAGACUUUCACAGCCCUUGCCGAAGCUUCUGUCCACCUCCCUGCCCUGGAAACACUCAACCUUUCUUGGAACAAGUGUGUUGGUGGGAACCUGGAGCUCCUUCUUCAAACACUGAAGCUGUCAAGGUCGCUCCGAGUGCUGAGGCUGAGCAGCUGUGCCCUGGUGACAGAAGAUCUGGUUCUCUUGGCCUCAGCCAUGCGGACAGGCCACUUAGCCGAGCUGCAGAAGCUUGACCUGAGCUACAACAACAGCGUCUGUGACACCGGAUGGGCCAUCUUCUGCCAAAACCUCUGCUUCCUUAAAAAGCUAACUGAACUAGACAUCAGCCUUGGGCCAUCGAGUUCCCGGGGUUGUGGACAAUGGUUUAGGCACUUACUAUGUGCUGUGACCAAACUUCCUGUGGUCACUGAGAUAGGGAUGAGAAGAUGGGCUGUCCCAGCCUCACAGGAAGAAGAACUAGAAUGCUGCUUUACCCAUGACCAUGGAAGGGGCAUUCAGUUUGACCAUGGUGGGUUUCAGUGGGCUGCUCCGUAAGGAAUGAACACUUCUCCAAUGGAGCAAACAAAUGUGUAUGAAUUGUGGGGGACCAGCCCCCACAUUUAUUUACUCCAGGAACUCUUGAGGAAUGAGGGGUAAGAGACUUAGUUAGAAAUAGAGGGGGAGAAAAACAGAGAGAGAACACAGGAUAGCCUCAGGUGGACCUGAAUCCUUAUCCACCAGCGCAGAGCUUUAUUCCAAAGGUCUAUUUAUAACAAUGCCAAGGAGUGGAGCAAGAGACCUCCCCCUUGCUAGUUAGACCCUUACAAACACCUGGUACCCAGGCCCAUGGUCCAAUCAACCUCCCAUGCAGUCCUGCUGAGUACAGCCACUAGGAAAACUAGUGGGCUACAAUAGGUUCCUCUUCUUUCUAUUUUAAAAGAAAAAAGCUCUUGAUGCAACUGCAUCAAACUUAACAUAAUAAUUCUAACAUAAACAGAACUAUACAAAAUUAUAAUUACUAUUCUCAACCUUCCUACGAACCUACAAACCUACAUUCAAGAACAAUUUCUUAAUAGAACUAUACAAAACAUAACAUUAAUUCACUCACACACACACACAUACACACACACACACACAUACCUGCACAUGUACACACAUAUACACAAAUACACCUGUAUAAGCACACACCUGUACACAUAUACACCUGUAUAUGCACACACAUACACAUAUACACACACAAAAUAAUAAUAAUAAUAAUGUGUGUCUUUAGUAUAUCUUACAAAACAAAGAUGAUGUUUUAGAGCAGAAUUUUCAUUUGUUUGGGAUAAAUAAUUAAUCCAUCUACUAUGGAAUCCCACUAAAGAUGUUCAUAUUUUGGUAAUGCAUCUGAUUUAUUUAUCAUUCGGAGAUUUUCUGCCUUGUUUCCCUAUAUGUUACAUGUGUUCCACAAAGGUGUAUGUGUGUACACACAUGUCUAUGUAUACAAUUCUACUGUGAAAAACACUAACUGUAACGUUCUUAUAUUAUCUUUUUUGCAUGUGUAUGUAUGUGUGUGGUGUGUGUGCAUGUGUGUAUAAGUGUUCACAUGUGUGUUGGUGUAUGUAUGUGUGUGAGUGUGUCUGCAUAUGGAGGCCCAAAGAUGCUCUCAGAUGUCUUCUCUGCCUCUCCAUUUCAUUUACUGAGGCAAUGUCUCUCGCUGAACCCAGCCUGUCCAAUCAGCCAGUUUGCCAGGGAUUAGCCAGGGAUUCCUUGUCUCUGCUUCCAAGGCUGCUACAUGUGCCUGGAUUUUAUGUGGGCUCUGGGGGUCCACACUCUGGUUCCCAUGCUCGCACAGGAAGUGCUUUAUGCACUGAGCCUUCCCUCCAGUACUCCGUUGACUAUCAUUGUAAACUAAGAUUUGUCCUGUUAUAGUUUUUUGCUUAGAUAUAAACUGUCUGCAAUAACAAUGACACCAUAUGUAAGUUGUUUUUGUUUUUAUUUGUUUUAUGUAGCCAAUAAUUUAAAAGACUGUGUCAA
Peromyscus californicus insignis is the source of this 2934-nucleotide messenger RNA. RefSeq names its product leucine rich repeat containing 31 (gene Lrrc31). Lineage: Eukaryota; Metazoa; Chordata; Mammalia; Rodentia; Cricetidae. Gene Ontology annotation, molecular function: protein binding. The coding region runs from base 1 to 1473 and encodes 490 amino acids. The transcript has 8 exons. The record is from RefSeq and is a predicted model, not a curated record.